Messenger RNA from Lodderomyces pseudojiufengensis, 801 nucleotides. RefSeq lists its product as uncharacterized. The record is from RefSeq and is a predicted model, not a curated record. The transcript has a single exon. Bases 1 to 801 code for a protein of 266 amino acids. NCBI's taxonomy places the organism in Eukaryota, Fungi, Ascomycota, Pichiomycetes, Serinales, Debaryomycetaceae.
AUGUUAAAACAAUUUACAAAUACAUUAAUCAAUAUAGCUAAAUCAAAUAAACAACAAUUAAAACAACAACAAAAUAAAUUAAACAAACCCUUUAUAACAAUAUAUCAUAAUAAUCAAUCUAUUGUAUCACAUAAUUUAUUAAAAAAUUUAGAAUCUUAUAGUUUAUUACCUUGUACUCAAUAUAAGCAACAACAAUUUAUUAAUCCUAAUAACUAUCAUAAUAAUAAUGAAAACAGCUAUGAAACUAUAAAAUCAAGUUUUUUACCAACUUCAAAUGCUAAUUCAUUAUCAUCAUCCUCAUCAACUACCUCCUCAUCGUCAUCAAAGGAUAAAAAUUCAUUAAAAUUUAAUAUUGAAAUUAAAAAUAAUUCAAAUUUAUCAAAAGAUGAUUAUGAUUUUAUUGUAAAAAAUUGUUUAGAUAUUCAUCCAGAAAAUAAUUUAAUAAUGUUAAAAUUAUUAACCAAUACAACGAUUGAUAAUCAAUUACAAUCAUCACCUCAACAACAAUCUCCUCAAAAAUUAUUAAAAAAUUUUGAAUUAUUAGAUAAAUUAUAUAAUUAUGAAAAUUUUAUAAAUUUAAAAUUAAAUCAACCUUUAAUUAUUGAUUAUCAAAAUAAAUUAUUAGGUAAUUGUGAUUCAAGUUUUAAUAGAAUUAUUAUAAAUUAUUUAAAUUGUGGUAUUCAAAAUUUAAGUUUAUUUAAUCAUAAUAAUACUACAACUAAUAAUUAUAAGAGAAGUAAAAAUAAUGAUGGGUUGAGUAUUGGUAAUUCUAAUUCAAAUUCAGUUCAAUUAACUAAUUAG